Molecule: messenger RNA, 2340 nt
Organism: Rhodamnia argentea
Lineage: Eukaryota; Viridiplantae; Streptophyta; Magnoliopsida; Myrtales; Myrtaceae
Product: subtilisin-like protease
Exons: 1
Coding region: 77-2332 (751 amino acids)
Biological process (GO): proteolysis
Molecular function (GO): serine-type endopeptidase activity
Source: RefSeq, a predicted model, not a curated record
AUAAAUUCAAGCUUGAGUUCACUAGUCGAAAAGCACAAGCUGUAUAGGUUUUCCUCUUGAACCUUCUCGCUGAAAAAUGGAGGAAAACCGAUGUGCGAAGUUGCCGGCGGCGGCUUUCUUUCUUGUUGGUUUCAUUUGCUCUUUCGGUUUUUAUCCGGCUUUUGCCAAAACUGUUCUUGAACAUGAACAAGCUGUCCUGUCCACAUAUAUUGUCCAUGUUAGCAAACCUGACGGCAAAGUUUUUGCGCGAUCAGAGGAUCUACAAAGCUGGUACCAAUCAUUCCUGCCCCAGACGACAGCGAAUUUGGAUCAGACAAAGCGUAUGGUCCAUUCCUACAAGAAUGUGAUCACGGGAUUCGCGGCAAAGAUGACCGCCGCCGAGGCUAAGGAGCUUGUGAAGUCAGAUGCGGUUGUGUAUGCAAAGCAAGAGAAGAUUUUCUCGUUGCACACGACUCACUCACCCUCCUUCUUGGGCUUGAACCCGGGGGUGGGGUUCUGGAAAAACUCGACUUUCGGCGAGGGCGUGAUCAUCGGACUCCUGGACACAGGGAUAACGCCGGGUCACCCUUCGUUCGAUGAUGAAGGAAUGUCCCCUCCCCCCGCUAAAUGGAAAGGGAAGUGUGAUUUCAAUACAACUUCCUGCAAUAACAAGCUCAUCGGUGCGAGAAAUUUAGCGGACUCUACUUCGCCAGCGACCGAUGAGGAUGGGCACGGCACCCACACUUCCAGCACAGCAGCGGGCAAUUUUGUAAAGAAUGCCAAUGUCCUGGGACAAGCCACUGGCACUGCAGUCGGGAUCGCUCCUCGUGCCCACGUGGCAAUGUACCUGGUGUGCUCCGAUCAUGGCUGCACUGAGAGCGGCAUACUGGCCGGUAUGGACGCUGCUAUCGAGGAUGGUGUCGAUGUACUCUCCCUCUCUCUUGGUGGAGGUUCGGCUCCCUUCUAUGCCGACUCGAUCGCUGUGGGGGCAUUUUCUGCGAUUCAAAAGGGAAUCUUCGUGAGCUGCUCAGCGGGUAAUAGUGGCCCGGUCAACGCUUCCCUGUCGAAUGAGGCUCCAUGGAUUCUCACCGUAGGUGCAAGCACUAUUGAUAGGACCAUAAAAGCUACUGCUAAGCUAGGAAAUGGCGCAGAGUACGACGGCGAAUCCCUUUUCCAGCCCAAGGACUUUGGAUCGGCUUUACCACUUGUGUAUGCAGGCGCGAAUGGAAACCAAACAUCGGCAUUUUGUGCUGAAGGAUCGUUACGGAACUCGGACGUGCAAGGAAAGGUGGUCUUGUGCGACAGAGGUGGGGGAAUUGCAAGAAUCGCCAAAGGGCAAGAAGUGAAGGAUGCCGGUGGUGCUGCCAUGAUUCUGACGAACGAUGAACUGGAUGGCUACAGCACAAUAGCUGACCCUCAUGUCCUUCCCGCAACCCACAUACCUUACACUGACGGUCUGAAAAUCAAGGCCUACAUCAACUCAACAUCCAAUCCGACAGCCACCAUUUUGUUCAAAGGAACAAUUAUUGGGAAUUCCGAUGCGCCAGCAGUGACAUCCUUCUCUUCCAGGGGUCCCAACUUUCAGAGUCCUGGAAUCCUGAAACCGGACAUAAUAGGUCCAGGAGUCAGCAUCCUAGCAGCCUGGCCAUUCUCUCUCGAUAACAGCACGGCUACCAGUGCGACCUUCAACAUCAUCUCUGGAACCUCCAUGUCGUGCCCUCAUCUCAGCGGCAUUGCAGCUCUGCUGAAGAGCGCUCACCCUGAUUGGUCACCUGCCGCCAUAAAAUCCGCAAUCAUGACCACUGCAUAUCAAAUGAACCUUGGAAGUAAGCCAAUCAUCGAUGAAACCCUUCUUCCAGCUGACAUCUUUGCUGUAGGCGCUGGCCACGUGAAUCCACCCAAAGCCGUCGAUCCAGGCCUUAUUUAUGACAUCAAGGCCGACGACUACAUCCCUUAUUUAUGUGGUUUGGGAUACUCGGCUUCCAAUAUAGAAGCCAUCACACAGAAAAAGGUCAAAUGCUCACAAAUAAAAAGCAUACCUGAAGCACAGCUGAAUUACCCAUCGUUCAGCAUAAUUCUGGGUUCUAGCGGCCAGAACUAUUCUAGGACAGUUACGAAUGUCGGGCCCGCUGACUCCUCGUACACAUACAAGGUUGAUGCACCGGAAGGUGUCGAUGUCACGGUGUAUCCUUCUGAGAUCAAGUUCAGUAUGGCAGUGCAAACGGCAACGUAUACUGUGGGGUUCAGCAGAAGUUCUGGUGGGAGCGUUGCUAAGCCAUUUGCGCCAGGAUCCCUGACAUGGGUUUCUUCAGAUCACUCCGUGAGAAGCCCCAUUGCCGUUACAUUCACAUGAAAUGUUCC